Messenger RNA from Jaculus jaculus (lesser Egyptian jerboa), 1727 nucleotides. It is a transcript of the gene Bpgm, whose product is annotated as bisphosphoglycerate mutase. NCBI's taxonomy places the organism in Eukaryota, Metazoa, Chordata, Mammalia, Rodentia, Dipodidae. The transcript has 3 exons. The record is from RefSeq and is a predicted model, not a curated record. Gene Ontology annotation, biological process: glycolytic process. Gene Ontology annotation, molecular function: intramolecular phosphotransferase activity. The coding region runs from base 174 to 953 and encodes 259 amino acids.
CGUAGGACCUGCCUUUUCUGGCUUCGGGGACUAGAAAAAGAGCGUCGAUGCCGCCGGUAGGGAUGCAUCGUCCUAGGCUGUUGCUGCUGCUGCUGCUGGCGGCUUCAUCGCAGGUAUCUUGCUGUUCUUGAAAUUAUCCCCUUUGGAAACACCAGGGACGUCCAGCCUCCAGUAUGUCCAAGUACAAACUUAUCAUAUUAAGACAUGGAGAGGGUGCUUGGAAUAAAGAGAACCGAUUUUGCAGCUGGGUGGAUCAGAAACUCAACAGUGACGGCUUGGAGGAAGCUCGGAACUGUGGCAGACAGCUCAAAGCCUUAAAUUUUGAGUUCGAUCUUGUCUUCACCUCUGUCCUUAACCGGUCCAUUCACACAGCCUGGCUGAUCCUGGAAGAGCUGGGGCAGGAGUGGGUGCCUCUGGAAAGCUCCUGGCGUCUGAAUGAGCGUCACUAUGGAGCCUUGAUUGGCCUCAACCGGGAGAAAAUGGCUUUGAAUCACGGUGAAGAGCAAGUGAAAGUCUGGAGAAGGAGCUACAACGUGACCCCGCCUCCCAUUGACGAGUCUCAUCCCUACUACCAUGAAAUCUACAAUGACCGCAGGUAUAAAGUGUGUGACGUGGCCUUGGAUCAGCUGCCCCGCUCAGAAAGCUUAAAGGAAGUUCUGGAAAGACUCCUUCCCUAUUGGAAUGAAAGGAUUGCUCCUGAAGUGCUAAAGGGGAAAACCGUUCUGAUAUCUGCCCAUGGGAAUAGCAGCAGAGCUCUCCUGAAACAUCUGGAAGGUAUCUCCGAUGAAGACAUCGUCAACAUCACUCUUCCCACAGGAGUCCCGAUUCUGCUGGAGCUGGAUGAGAACCUGCAUGCCGUUGGGCCUCACCAGUUUCUGGGUGACCAGGAGGCCAUCCGAGCGGCCAUCAAGAAAGUGGAGGAUCAAGGAAAAGUGAAAGACAGCAAAAAAUAAAGUCCUCCCGAGCCAGGAAUCAAUGCAGACGAUGACAUGCAGUGUGUGACGGGUGCUCAUUUAUUUCUCUCUGCCUUUUCUCUGAUUUUCCACAUUUUUUUCCAAGGCUAAGUUGUGGAGUAGUUUCUGAAGAUAACUAGGCCACUUCAGAUGAGGGUUUAGGAUGCUGACCUACUUAUGUCACAAGCCUAGGAGUUAGUUUUCCUGCUAGUUCUGUUUGAAUUUAGUCGUUAAACGAGGAACCAGGAGGGUUUAAUCAAAGUUAUCUUACGCAUUUCUGAGGCAGGAGGGUAACCAGUGCGGAUGAAGUUUAAAGUAUUUAUCAGCUAGUAAAUCAUUCCUGAGUCACCACCAACUGGCACUAUGCCAACAAGUGUUCACAUUUUUAUUUAGUAAGACUUUCUGAGAUGUUAGUAAGGCUUACUGGGUAUGUUCUGCAUAAAUAUUUAUUACUAGUACUUUUCUCUAGGAAAAGGGAUGCUUUGGUAGUCAAGACUAAGGACCCAUUAAAUGGAAAAGUCACUGAUGGGUCCUUUCCAGAAGCCACCAGCCACCUUCACAAUAGUAGCACCAAGGUCCUUUUAACUCCGCAGCUCAGAGUCACCCUUUGUUUGACAUUCGGAGUAGUUCUUCUUCUGCCGUCAGAAUGAGCAGUCCCUAGACAGCCACGGCUGCUGAUGUUCUUUUUAUUUUUGUGCAUUACUGAACUUUGAUCUUUAGAUACUUACAAUCGGUUUAAAAUAAAGCUCUGUGACUGCAGGUGACAUCCUCAAA